This is a messenger RNA of Pistacia vera, 969 nucleotides long. RefSeq names its product probable LRR receptor-like serine/threonine-protein kinase At3g47570. Gene Ontology annotation, molecular function: protein kinase activity. The coding region runs from base 1 to 969 and encodes 322 amino acids. NCBI's taxonomy places the organism in Eukaryota, Viridiplantae, Streptophyta, Magnoliopsida, Sapindales, Anacardiaceae. The record is from RefSeq and is a predicted model, not a curated record. The transcript has 4 exons. Gene Ontology annotation, biological process: protein phosphorylation.
AUGGUAGGGAAACUUCCAGGGGAGCUUGGAUCUUUAUCAAAGCUCGUGGACUCUAUGUAUUCAACAACAAUCUACAGGAGAAGUGCCUAUUCCUUGGCAAUGUCAUCUCUUGAGAUACUUUCAGCAAGCAUAAAUCAAUUUGAAGGAAGAAUUCCAGCAACACUUGGUCGGUUGAAAAGGAUCAAGGUUAUGGAGUUUGGAGGAAAUAAGCUAUCAGGUACUAUUCCUCCCUCAAUCAACAAUAUAACUUCGCUUGAGGGAAUCGAUUUUGAGGUGAACCAACUUAAAGGGAGUCUUCCCUUAGACUUAGGCUUCACUUUCCUAGCCUUGAGGUGGCAAUCUUGUAACUUGGAGGUUUUAGAGCUAGGAGGAACCGAUUCACGCGGCCAUAUUCCCAGCAAUAUUGGGAAUCUUCAGAAGCUACAGAUUUUGCAGGUCCAUGGGAACAGUGGAUUAUCUUCAUACCAUGGCCAAACACCAAUGGUUCAUUGCGAUCUCAAGCCAAGCAAUGUUCUUCUUGACGAUGAGUUGACAGCACAUGUAGGUGACUGGAUUGAGUACAGCAUGGGAAGUGAGGUUUCAACUCAAGGUGAUGUGUACAGUUAUGGAAUACUCUUAUUGGAGAUGUUUACAGGGAAGAGGCCGACCGAUGAGAUGUUUAAUGGUGACAUGAAUCUUCAUGAUUUUGUUAAGACAGCUAUCCUCGAACGAGUCAUUGAAAUAGUGGAUCCAGUUCUUCUUCAGGAAAUAGAAGAAGGACAGACAAGCUUGAAAGUCACAGUGUUCGGGAGUGGCUUGAUUUCGAUAUUUGGAAUUGGAGUCACUUGCUCUUCAGGUCGCCGAGUGGAAGGACGAACAUGGAUGAUGUUACGCUCAACUGCAUUCUAUCAAGAACAGACUUCUACAAACUCCAGACUGGGUCGAGGCUACUGUAACUAUAUGAGUAAUUUUCUUGCGUUUUAUAAUUAA